This is a messenger RNA of Electrophorus electricus (electric eel), 8581 nucleotides long. Lineage: Eukaryota; Metazoa; Chordata; Actinopteri; Gymnotiformes; Gymnotidae. The record is from RefSeq and is a predicted model, not a curated record.
AUGGCGGAUAGGACUGCGCCCCGCUGUCAAUUGAGAUUAGAAUGGAUAUACGGAUACAGAGGGCAUCAAUGCCGCAACAACCUGUUCUACACCGCCGGCAAAGAAGUGGUUUACUUUGUAGCAGGAGUUGGCGUCGUUUACAACACCAGAGAACACACACAGAAGUUCUUCCUGGGUCACAACGACGACAUUAUUAGCCUUGCCCUGCAUCCGGAGAGAUCACUGGUUGCCACAGGGCAGGUGGGGAAGGAUCCCUACAUCUGUGUGUGGGACACAUUCAGCGUGCGCACAGUUUCCAUCCUUAAAGAUGCACAUUCGCAUGGCGUGGCCUGCCUGGCAUUCAGCGCUGACACUGGUGAGCGUCUGGUGUCCGUGGGGUUGGAUGCUAAAAAUACAGUGUGUGUUUGGGACUGGAAGAAAGGCAAACUCAUUGCCACGGCGACGGGACAUUCUGAUAGGAUAUUUGACAUCACGUGGGAUCCGUUUCAGCAGAACCGACUCGUAAGCUGCGGGGUCAAGCACAUCAAGUUCUGGGCGAUAUGUGGAAAUGCACUAACACCCAAGCGAGGCAUCUUCGGCAAGACGGGGGACCUGCAGACUAUUCUCUGUGUAGCGUCCGCUAAAGGUGACAUCACCUACUCUGGCGCUCUAAAUGGGGACGUCUACGUUUGGAAGGGGCUCAACCUGAUACGUACGGUGCAAGGUGCCCAUGGGGCAGGGAUCUUCAGCAUGUACGCCUGCGAGGAGGGCUUUGCCACUGGUGGGCGAGAUGGCUGCAUCCGCCUGUGGGACUUCGACUUCAAACCCAUCACCAAAAUCCACCUGCGGGAGGCCGAACAUGGCUACCAAGGGCUGUCCAUCCGCAGUGUGUGCUGGCGGGCUGACCGCAUCUUGGUGGGCACUCAGGACAGCGAGAUCUUCGAGGUGAUGGUGCGGGACCGGGAAAAGCCACAGCUUAUCAUGCAGGGUCACAGUGAGGGCGAGCUCUGGGCCCUCACCGUCCACCCCAAGAAAGCGCUGGCAGUGACCGGCAGCGAUGACCGCUCCAUACGGCUGUGGAGUCUGGCUGACCACACUUUGCUUGCUCGCUGCAAUAUGGAGGAAGCUGUGCGGAGUGUGGCCUUCAACAGCGAUGGCUCGCAGCUUGCCCUGGGCAUGAAGGACGGGUCCUUCACCGUGCUCCGCUUCAGAGACAUGACUGAAAUAGUGCACAUCAAAGACCGGAAGGAGGUCAUCCAUGAGUUGAAGUUCUCUCCUGAUGGUGCCUACCUGGCUGUGGGUUCCAACGAUGGCCUGGUAGACAUCUAUGCCGUGGCCCAGCGCUUCAAGAAGGUGGGCGAGUGCAGCGCAUCCAGCAGCUACAUCAUGCACCUCGACUGGUCUAUCGAUGGCAAGUUCCUGCAGACCAAUGACGGCAUGGGGGAGCGACUGUUCUACCGAAUGCCAACUGGGAAGCAUCUAACUACCAAAGAGGAGAUCAAAGGGAUUCACUGGGUCUCCUGGACUUGUGUGAUUGGGCCAGAGGUGAGUGGGAUUUGGCCAAAGUACACCAGCAUCAGUGACAUCAACUCUCUUGAUGCCAACUACAGCAGUGCCGUCCUGGUGACUGGCGAUGACUUUGGUUUGGUCAAGCUGUUCCGCUUCCCCUGCCAGAGAAAAGGAGCCAAGUUCAAGAAGUAUGUCGGCCAUUCUGCUCAUGUGACCAAUGUGCGGUGGUCACAUGACCAUCAGUGGGUGUUGACUACAGGGGGAGCAGAUCACUCAUUGUUCCAGUGGAGGUUCUUUCCAGAAAGCAUCAUGAAUGGAAUUCUUGAUCCAAUUUUGCAAGAUGGAUGUGCUGAUUCUAACAGUGAGGAGUCUGAUUCCGAUCUGUCUGAUGUGCCAGAGCUGGACUCUGACAUUGAACAGGAGACACAGAUCAACUAUGACCGGCAGGUCUACAAGGAGGACCUCCCCCAGCUGAAACAGCAGAGCAGAGAGAAGAUGCUGCCACCAGCUUCCCUGAAAAGGCAGGCCGCACCAGAUGUUGGCCUCCAUCUGCACUUCGUACAUGGGUUUAGAGGAUAUGACUGCCGGAAUAAUCUGUUCUACACACAGACGGGAGAGGUGGUGUACCAUGUAGCUGCCGUGGGAAUAGUCUACAACAGGCAGGAGCACACGCAACGCUUCUAUCAGGGCCAUGAUGAUGACAUCCUCAGCCUGACUGUCCACCCUAUUAAAGACUAUGUCGCCACAGGGCAGGUUGGCCGGGACCCAGCUGUCCAUGUGUGGGACAUCCAGACUCUGAAAUGCUUCUCCCUCCUCAAAGGCUAUCACCAGAGGGGAGUCUGUGCUCUGGACUUCUCUGCUGAUGGUAAAAGCCUGGCGUCUGUGGGCGUUGAUGAUAACCACACCAUCGUGGUAUGGGAUUGGAGGAAAGGCGAGAAACUGGCCACCGCCAGAGGUCACACAGACAAGCUGUUUGUAGUUAAAUGUAGCCCUUCCCACACAGACAAACUCGUGACAGUGGGCAUGAAGCACAUCAGAUUUUGGCAGCUGGCAGGCGGUGGUCUCACGUUUAAGCGUGGGGUCUUCGGCAACCUGGGGAAGUCUGAGACCAUGAUGUCUGUGUGCUACGGUCACACCGACGACCUGGUGUUCUCUGGAGCAGCCACCGGAGACAUUUACAUCUGGAAAGAGCCUAUACUGCUGAAGACAGUCAAAACCCAUGAUGGACCCGUAUUCGCCAUGUUCUCCUUAGAUAAGGGCUUUGUAACUGGAGGGAAGGACGGAGUGGUUGAACUUUGGGACGACAUGUUUGAGAGAUGUCUUAAAACAUAUGCAAUCAAGAGAGCCACACUCUCGCCAGGAUCCAAAGGGCUGCUCCUAGAGGACAACCCUUCCAUUCGGGCCAUAACACUGGGCCAUGGUCACAUUCUGGCGGGGACUAAGAAUGGAGAGAUCCUGGAAAUAGACAAAAGUGGACCAAUCACCCUACUGGUUCAGGGUCACAUGGAGGGUGAGGUGUGGGGGCUGGCUGCACAUCCCCUACUGCCUGUAUGUGCCACUGUGAGUGAUGACAAAACCCUGCGCAUCUGGGAAAUCUCUGCCAACCACCGCAUGGUGGCCGUCCGCAAGCUGAAGAAAGGAGGAAGAUGUUGUGCCUUCUCCCCAGAUGGGAAAGCCUUAGCAGUGGGCCUCAAUGACGGUAGUUUUCUGGUGGUGAAUGCGGACACGCUGGAGGACAUGGUCUCCUUCCACCACAGGAGGGAUCUAAUCUCUGACAUCAAAUUCUCCCAAGAUGCUGGUAAAUAUCUCGCUGUGGCCUCUCAUGAUCACUUUGUGGAUAUAUACAACGUACUGACCAGUAAGAGAGUGGGCAUCUGCAAAGGAGCCACAAGCUACAUCACGCACAUAGACUGGGACACACGUGGUAAAUUGUUGCAAGUUAAUUCUGGUGCCAAAGAACACUUAUUCUUUGAAGCCCCAAGGGGAAAGAGACAGACUAUUCACGCUUCAGAGAUUGAGAAGAUUGAAUGGGCUUCGUGGACCUCUGUUCUGGGCCCCACCUCUGAAGGCAUCUGGCCAGCACAUAGCGGCAUCACUGACAUCAACACUACUUCACUCACCAGAGACAGGAAGCUUCUGGCUACAGGGGAUGACUUUGGCUUCCUCAAACUCUUCAGAUACCCCGCAAGUGGCCAGUAUGGCAGAUUUAAGUGUUACAUGGGCCACAGUGCUCAUGUGACCAACGUGCGGUGGGCUCAGGAUGACAUGAUUUUGCUAACGAUUGGGGGAGCUGACACAAGCCUGAUGAUUUGGACCCUUGACUCCUCUGUCACUCCAGACAACCGGCCUGUUGACAGCCAGGAGUCCGAGGAGGAUCUUGAAGAGGACGGAGGGUAUGACAGUGAUGUUGCAAGGGAGAAGGUUAUUGAUUACACAACUAAGGUCAACGUGGUGAGCAUUCGAGACAUGGCUGGCACUAAACCUCACCUGCAGCAGAAGGAGGUAUCUCCUGAGGAGAGGCAGGGCAUCGUCAAAGGAUCCAGGCCGCCUGUAAGUCGGGCCAUCCCUCUUCCAGAGAAGCUGCAGAGAAAUAACAUCUACAAGAAGAAGAAGCCAGUGGAGGAUCUGGUAUUGGACCAUGUGUUUGGAUUCAGGGGCUUUGACUGUCGAAACAACCUUCACUACCUCAAUGAUGGCACUGACAUCAUAUUCCCCACUGCAGCCAUGGCCUUGGUUCACAGUCUUGCCACGGGUACACAGAGUUUUUACCUGGAACACACAGACGACAUUCUCUGUCUCACUGUCAAUCAGCAUCCGAAGUUCAGAAAUGUUGUUGCUACGGGACAAAUCGGGAGCAACCCCUCCAUCCACAUCUGGGACGCAAUGACUAAACAGACUCUGUCCAUCCUCCGCGGUUACCACGGCAAAGGGGUGGGCUACGUGAACUUCAGCGCCACGGGCAAGUUGCUGCUGUCUGUGGGCAUUGAGCCAGACCACAGCAUCACUGUGUGGAGCUGGCAGGAAGGGACCAAAGUUACCAGCAAAGGAGGCCAAGCCCAAAGGAUCUUUGUGGUGGAGUUCCGACCAGACUCAGACUCGCAGUUCGUGUCAGUGGGGAUCAGGCACAUCAAGUUCUGGACACUGGCAGGUGGAUCACUCCUGUAUAAGAAGGGAGUCAUGGGUUCAGUUGCGGACGCCAGGUUGCAGACCAUGCUGUCAGUAGCUUUUGGUGCUAAUAGCCUGACAUUCACAGGGGCCAUAAAUGGGGACGUGUAUGUGUGGCGGGAUCACUUCCUAGUGAGGGUGGUGGCCAAAGCUCACACUGGCCCUGUCUUCACUAUGUACACCACGCUAAGAGACGGCCUUAUCGUUACAGGAGGCAAAGAAAGACCGACAAAAGAGGGAGGUGCAGUAAAACUAUGGGAUCAGGAGAUGAAGCGAUGCCGUGCCUUUCAACUAGAGACGGGCCAGGUCGUGGAUUGUGUCCGGUCUGUGUGUCGUGGAAAGGGGAAAAUUCUGGUGGGGACAAAGGAUGGAGAGAUUAUUGAAGUUGGGGAGAAGAAUGCUGCCUCUAACGUCCUAAUAAACAGCCACAUGCAGGGAGCGAUUUGGGGGCUGGCGACACACCCGUCCAAAGAUGUCUUCAUCACUGCCAGCGAUGACGGAACCAUCCGGAUAUGGGACCUUGUUGAUAAAAAACUUUUAAAUAGAGUCAGCCUCGGUCAUCCUGCCAAGUGUGCGAGCUACAGUCCUGAUGGGGAGAUGGUGGCCGUCGGCAUGAAGAAUGGGGAGAUCGUCAUCUUCCUCACCAACUCCCUCAAGAUGUGGGGCAAGAAGCGGGACAGGAGCUCUGCUAUACAGGACAUUCGGUUCAGUCCUGAUAAGCUUUUGCUGGGAGUGGGAUCAGCUGAAAGUACCGUGGACCUGUAUGACCUGACACAGGGCUCCUCCAUCAGCCGAGUGAGCUACUGCAAAGACAUACCUGGCUUUGUAAUACAGAUGGACUUCUCUGCAGACAGCAAAUUCAUUCAGGUGUCUACAGGAUCUUACAAGCGGCAGGUUCUCGAGGUACCCUCAUGCAAAACCAUCACUGAUCAGGCCCUAAUUGACCGAAUCACAUGGGCUUCCUGGACCAGUGUCCUUGGUGACGAGGUGUUAGGAGUCUGGCCAAGAAAUGCAGACAAAGCGGAUGUCAACUGCGCCUGUGUCUCACAUGCCGGCCUCAAUAUAGUUACGGGAGAUGAUUUUGGCCUAGUCAAGCUCUUCGAGUUCCCGUGCUCUGAGAAGUUUGCUAAAAACAAGAGGUACUUUGGUCAUUCUGCACAUGUGACCAACAUACGCUUCUCGUACGAUGACAAAUAUGUAAUCAGCACUGGAGGCGACGAUUGCAGUGUGUUUGUAUGGAAAUGUCUGUGACUGGACACUUGUGAAGAAGGUAGGCCAGCAUAAACUUCAGAUAUGAGGCCUCUGCACUCUUCAGGACAUGGUUUCACUUUACAUGGUUGCUUACGGAGGGUAAGAAUGCUGCACUGAAAUUUAGACUUUGAUCCAUGUUUUGCAAAACUGAGCAAAACUAUUAUAAUAAUGUUAUAAUGGAAUAAAUAAUCACCUCAGUAGUAAAUAUUUAUGUUUACAUUGUAAUCUGUUCUAAACCAAGGAACUAAAGUACAGAUUGCCAACAUGGGUGUGUUUGCUUUUAAAUCAAAGCAUUUCUGUGUUUGGAAGUAAUACUAUCUUGUGUAGUUUUUCCACUUAGCUUUAGGGUUACUAUGACCAAGCAUAAGUGCCUUUUCAUGUGUGUCUCAUACGUUUAUUGAGUAUUGUAAUGCUCUGGUGCUAUAUAAUUAUGAAGUUUUGUUGUUAAAUUUGUAAUAACUGUUGUGAACUAUGCAUAUAAACUUAUAAAAGAGUCCACUUUUACAUAUUCUCCCAUGGUGUUAUGCUAUAACAUGAUGUGCAAAGAAGAAAAGCAUGUAAAUUGUGCAUAAUUUUAUGACAUGAUGAAUUACAUCAGAUUUUGUUUUGUUUUGUUUUUUGCACAAAAUGUGCUUUAAUUGGCUAAUAAUUUUGAUUAUACUUAGAGUCCAAUGCACAGUUGCAAAACACCAGCCAAAAAGCAAGAAUCACUAUAGUCAUCACUAUAGACCAUAUGCCCCAAGUUCUCUUAUGGCAUUGGAUAUUAAAGUCUACUAGAGGCACAUUGUGAGUUGCAAUGACUGAAAAGUGCCAGUCUAUGUAAGCCGCCUGGGGCGAUUUAUGCGAAGGCACAUUACAUCACUUUAUGAUGCUCUUCAUUUAAAAGCCAUUCACAGAUCACUUACACAUAUUUGAUCACUCUGACUUGGAAAAAAUAUGUGUAAGAGUUGCUUAACUUUCUUUAGUGGUCUUUUCACAUGAAUAAUGCUCAAAUGAGUGACACAACUUUAUAACAAAAUAGCUCAAGUUCCUGAAUACAAUUUUUAAAUUAAGUGAUUAUUUUAAUCAUAGCAUGUGCACACAGCCGUGGACUUUAUUUAAGAAACUUGACCAUUAUGCCGGUCUGUUUCUUUCUGCAGGAGCCUAUGUGCUCCAUGUCCAAAAGGUGCUAUGAACUGCACAUAGCUCACCUAACAUAAAUGGAUAACUAGCCAGCUAAGAUCAUCUAACUGAUGCAAUCAUCUGCCUAGUUAGCUAAUUAUUUUGCAGAAAUGACCCCUCAGCAAAUGACCGACUUAAGCAUUUAGAUUAUCAUGUUUCCUAACUCUGCAGUACAAGACAAAGUAAUUUUAUGCAUUUUAUUUUUGGAAAUAAGUUUAUUUCAGAUAUGUAUUUCAGAUAACCGCUAUGUUGUUAGUUCACUUAGCAAAACAAAUGGAGAAGAGCUUCAAAACACAAAUGUAUUUAUGAAAAACAUAUUAUAAGUAUAAUAAUGUAUGGCAAGACUUAUAAAUAGUCCAGAUUUAAGAAACACUUGACACAGAAGUGAAUACUUGCCUUAGGAUAUGAUUAACAGGCUUUACUUUAUUGAGAAACUGUAUAAACAGACAAAGAUGAGCUAGGAGUGGAUAUGAAUGUAACACAUUUAACAAAUUUAAACAUUAUGUAUGAGUAAUGAAUGAGAACCAUCAGGUUCAGCAGUCAGCUUGAACUUUACAAGCAGGUCCCACCUUUAAGCUUGGCAAUCUACAUUAUGUUCUGAAUUCUUACUAUAAGAAUUAAUAAAACAAAAGGGGAAAAAAAUCAACUAAGCCAUUAAGUCUUUAAGUAGUUCAUUCAGUGCAUUCAUUGGAGAGUCCACCGACACUUACAAAUAUCACCAAAGUGUUCUUACUUUGAAUAUGCCGGUUACUGGUGGAGAGCAAAGCAUUUUGGUUUGCUGGAUUGAAACACGUAUAAACAAUGCUACCAUUUACAGAAACAUAUUUAAAGCUAAAGCAACAUACAGGAUUAGACAGAGAACUGUAAAAUAUAAGUAUCAAAAGAACCUAGAGCCCAAAGAAAUAUUGUAAACACUUUUAGGAACAUUGAAUGAUGGUGGCUAAUUCAGGUCCAACACAAACAGAGCAAGAGAUGUGUGGGCUUUUGAAAUCAACACCAAAGUUUACUAUGCAGUCUUUAAAAGUCUGGAAGUGGAGUUGAAUAUUACUGUGGACUAAGUGAUCACUUCUUAUUUGAUUUUUUCCCCUUCACAUAUGAGAAUUUACUAUAUUUCAGUUAUAUUAUUUGCAAUUCUAUAAUUGUCUGAUUUCUUGUCAUUACUCAAAAGCAUGUAUUUGGAGAUGAAUCCAUUAAGGUCUGCAGAAUUCAGUCUGUAAUGGCAAUAGAUGAUGCAUUUUUUUCCCCACAUUUCCAUUUCUCUGUUUAUUUAAUUUAAUUUAAGUAUUUUAUCUUCAUUUUCCUCUGUAUGAGAGAGAGAGAGGUAGUUUACUGGCAUGAUAAGCAAAAUUACAUUUACAAUCUUACACAAGCGUCUGAUAAUCUUGACUUUUUUUUUCUCCUGUUUUUUUUUCCAUACACCUAAACCUAUGAAUGUGUAACUGUGUAAAUGUGCUUCAUAUUAAAUAUAUGUAGAAAAAUCUUAAAUGAAAUUGCUCUGUAGAUAUAAAAUGGUGUU